This is a messenger RNA of Paramuricea clavata, 558 nucleotides long. The record is from the annotation of a GenBank genome assembly. Lineage: Eukaryota; Metazoa; Cnidaria; Anthozoa; Malacalcyonacea; Plexauridae.
AUGAAUACAAGAGGACCUUACAAACAGUAUACAGUCAAUGGCAACGAUACUAUUCCAAGAAGAACUGUUUACAGAAAACGUCAACGAUUGCAGUUUGAAGUUGAUGAGCAGAUACGUAAAAAUAUUGACGAGGUAUGUAUAUUUUUGUAUACAAGUUCGUUUAUAAGAUUUGUUCGUGUUUAAUGACCUUUCUUCUUUAGCAAAUUAUAAUCGUCGCAGUUAAAUCCAGGACUGUAUCGUAGAAACAAUAGUACUUGAUUAAUUAUCUUAGCUUAACGUUACACUUUAGGAGAGCAUUGACCAUCUUCAACAUGACGCAAACGGACAAGACACUGACUUCAGUGACUCAGACAGCAGUGUAUCACAGAGCCAAAGAUUCGAAUCUGAAGUUGAAGAGCCAGACCAGCAGGUAUUGUUCAGAAAUAAUAAUUUUCAUAAAUAAUUUGUCAAUACUGCCCUGUAGGCUGUAAUUGAUUUAACCAAUUUGCUUCUUUUUAGGACAGAAUCAUUGUUGACAAUAGAAAUGCAGAAGAAGAAUCAACAGAUGAAAAUUAUGAC